Miscanthus lutarioriparius is the source of this 732-nucleotide messenger RNA. The record is from the annotation of a GenBank genome assembly. NCBI's taxonomy places the organism in Eukaryota, Viridiplantae, Streptophyta, Magnoliopsida, Poales, Poaceae.
AUGGAAGUGCCACAGAUAGCUCGUCCGAUCGAAGCCAUUUCAUUCGAAAGCCAUGCUGCGCGUCUUAUAUCCAAACUCCCAGCAAGAGAGGGGUGGUCAGAGCCACUGGUGCUCUACAAGAACUACUGGUUCCGCCCGUACUUCGUACAGAGCAGGCUGCGCAUCGAAAAUGGCUUCAAACCUCGCCCGGAAGAUGUCAUCCUUGCUACCAACCCCAAGUGCGGCACCACAUGGCUGAAAGCCCUCGCCUUUACAGUCAUCAACCGCUUCCGAUGCAUAGGGGACACUGUUGACAUGGAAACAACAUUCGACAUGUUCGCUGAAGGUUUCUCGAGCAAUGGACCCUUUUGGAACCAUUGUCUCGAGUACUGGAGGGAGAGUAUUGCAAAACCUGAUAAUGUUCUUUUCCUCAAGUAUGAGGAUAUGACCUUAGAGCCAACAAAGUACGUCAUAAGGCUUGCAACGUUCCUGGGUGCUCCAUUUAGUAUUAAGGAAAUAGAGGACGGGAUACCCGAGGAGGUGGUGAGGUUGUGCAGCUUCGAGAAGCUUAGUAGCUUGUCUACAAACCAAACAGGAGAAUUUGCUCGGCUUGGCAACAUAGUUAUUGAGAAGUCAUCAUAUUUUAGGAAAGGAAAGGUGGGUGACUGGGUGAAUCACAUGAACGAGGAGAUGGGGAGAAAGCUAAAUUGCAUUGUGGAAGAGAAGCUCAAAGGAUCAGGCCUUGUGCUAUAA